AUGGCUGCCUGCAGCCUGGCACUGGGACUGUGGCUCUUACUGCUUCUCCAGGAUACCCAGACAGCUCCACAGACAUCAUUAACCCCAUCUCAUUCCUGUGAUACACUUAAGAAUUGGUUCUAUGAUGAAACUUCACAAAGCUGCUGUUACCAGUGUCCCUCAGGCUCUGUUAAAAAGAGAGUAUGUCCUAGAGACCCAGAUGAAGACUGCAUGAGAUGUGGACCUGAACAAUAUGUGAAUGAAGCGUCCCUGAAGCCACAAUGUGACGCUUGUGUAUCAUGUGCAGAACCUGACCUUGUGGAGAAAGAGCCCUGUUCCUUCAAUUCCAGCCGUGUCUGUGAGUGCCGACCAGGCCUCUUUUGUCAGACCUCUGUCCUGUACAGCUGCAUGCGAUGCCAGCAGCACACUGUUUGCAAGCCUGGUUUUGGAGUCAAAAUCAGAGGUACCUCGACGAAUGAUGUUACUUGUGAAAAGUGCCCUUCUGGGACCUUCUCUGAUCAAAACUCUAGCACUGACAUCUGCAAGCCCCACACAAACUGUGCUGAGUUAAACAAAGUGGCACUAAAUGAAGGAAAUGCCACACAUGAUCAGGUUUGUCUGGACCAGUUGCCCACCUACCUCAGCCCAAGCAUGAGAUUCAGCAAUGACACAAGUAACUCUGACCUGCGAGGGUUUAAGGAGAACCUGGUGACCACUGUUAGUAUCAUUUUAAGUGCCACAGCAACUGAAAACCCCAGUUCAACUCCUGAGGAGAAAGCUCUGGCUGGCACUUUUCCCACCUCAGCCAAGGGGGAAACAACCACAGCAGGUCCAGUUCUUUGGGCAGUGGUUCUCUCUGUGGUAGUGCCACUUGUGGCUAUGCUGUUAUUCUGGAAAUGGAAAGUUUGCAAGAAGCUCAUCCUCAAAGCAAAGAGUUCGGAUCUGGUGACCAAGCAUACAGAGAUCAUAAUGACUGCUGACAGAGGGCCAGAAGAGAAGGAGUUAAUUGACAACAAUAACGUGGUCUCCAGCAGAGAGAAAGCCUGUAGUCCUGAUCCGAAUCUGACUGAUGUGACACAGAGCAAUGGAAAUGCCCCAGACUGCCCAAUCGAUUCUCCAGUGAGAGACCACACAAAUAACAGAAUUGAGAACUUAUACAUCUUGAAGGCCAACACUGUUAUUGUGGGGUCCACUUCAGGCAAAAACUGUACUGCUAGGGGAUGUGAAAGCAAUGUGGAUGACGGUGAGAAAAUGGAAGAGGUACUGGAAAUGCACUAUCCAGAGCAGGAAACAGAGUAUUUUCCAGGGAAUGAUGUGACGGUUCCUGUGGAAGAGGAGGGAAAGGAAUUUCAUCACCCCACCACUGCCACUGAAAAGUGA
Molecule: messenger RNA, 1359 nt
Organism: Indicator indicator
Lineage: Eukaryota; Metazoa; Chordata; Aves; Piciformes; Indicatoridae
Gene: TNFRSF8
Product: TNF receptor superfamily member 8
Exons: 10
Coding region: 1-1359 (452 amino acids)
Molecular function (GO): protein binding
Source: RefSeq, a predicted model, not a curated record